AUGACUGAGGAACUGGAAGAAGUGUUGAGGAAAUUUGUUCUGACUGAAGCUGAGGUUGACGGUGUUGAAUUGGAUGGAUCGGAUGUGGUUCAUGGAGUGGCUGAAUGUAAGUUGAGUAUUAUUGGUAAAGUGAUAGGGGAGAAAUUUGCAAAUAUUUCAGGUAUUAAGAGUUUUGCGAAUAACAUGUGGCCUUUUGCGAGGAAGUUAAAAGUAGUAGAGAUUGGGGUAAAUCUGUUUCAGUUUAUCUUCAUUAAUAGUCAGGACAUGGAGCGAGUGAUGCGGGGAAGACCGUGGAUAUAUGAUAAUUUGCCUUUAGUUGUUCUACCAUGGGAAGAGGGAUUAGAACGUAGGGAUGAAGCCUUUAAUAAGACUUGGAUUUGGAUCCAGUUAUGGAAUUUACCUAUCCACUGGAUUACUAAGGAAAUUGGGAGGAAGAUUGGAGGGGUCUUUAGCUCUGUUAAGGAAGUUAUAAUUCCAAAUGGAGGUGGUAAGGAGGGGAAACAUUUAAAAAUCCUGGUGGAGAUGGAUUUGUCAAGACCUCUUCUGAGGGGUACUACAGUGAAGUGGGAGGGAAGUGCGAGAUGGAUUGAAUUUAGAUAUGAGAAAUGUCCUGAGUUUUGUUAUUGA
Messenger RNA from Coffea eugenioides, 627 nucleotides. RefSeq lists its product as uncharacterized. The transcript has a single exon. The record is from RefSeq and is a predicted model, not a curated record. NCBI's taxonomy places the organism in Eukaryota, Viridiplantae, Streptophyta, Magnoliopsida, Gentianales, Rubiaceae. The coding region runs from base 1 to 627 and encodes 208 amino acids.